This is a messenger RNA of Microthlaspi erraticum, 2058 nucleotides long. The record is from the annotation of a GenBank genome assembly. NCBI's taxonomy places the organism in Eukaryota, Viridiplantae, Streptophyta, Magnoliopsida, Brassicales, Brassicaceae.
AUGAUAUCAACUUUGGAGCUCCGGCCUUUAGCAAAUGAUACUUACAUCGCUCAAUCUGGUUCACUCAAGCUUAACUUUCGCAUGUAUCUUAGCAAUUCCACCUUUAAUCUUCGGUACCCGAAAGAUGUUUAUGAUCGUACAUGGAUUCCAUAUUUUCAACCCGAAUGGACACAAAUUUCGACAACUGCGAAUGUGUCCAAUCAAAAUCACUAUGAUCCACCGCAAGCCGUACUUAAGGUGGCAGCGACACCUACUAAUCUCGACGCACCAUUGAUGAUAAAUUGGACACUGGAGAAUCCUGAUGAUCAGAUUUACUUGUACAGACACUUCGCUGAGAUCCAAGACAUAAAGGCCAAUGACACUAGAGAAUUCGACUGUGUAUUGAAUGGAGAAAAAAUUAAUACUCAAGUUUUUAGUCCUAAAUAUCUUGAAAUAAAGACAAUGUUAACCACAAUUCCUAGGGAAUGCAAAGGAGGUAUCUGCCGCAUGCAGUUGAUAAGGACACAGAGAUCGACACUUCCACCUCUACUUAAUGGUUUUGAAGUUUACUCAGUUCUCCAACUUCCACAAGCUCAGACAAACGAAAAUCAAGUCGUUGCUAUCAAGAACAUCAAAUCUACUUAUGGAUUGAGUAAAAUCAGUUGGCAAGGAGAUCCAUGCGUUCCCAUGCAGUUCUUGUGGGAUGGAUUAAACUGUAACAUCACAGAUAUCUCAACGGCACCAAAAAUAAUUUCCUUGGAUUUGUCAAAUAACACUCUAAGUGGAAUGGUGCCCGAGUUUCUAGCCUCUAUGACAUCAUUGUUGGUCAUAAACUUGAGCGGGAACAAUCUUAGCGGUUCAAUUCCUCAAGCUCUUCGCGAUAGAGAAAGGGAAGGGCUAAAGUUAUAUGUCCUUGGAAACAAAAAUCUUUGUCUAUCUACUACAUGCAUAGAUAAGCCAAAGAAGAAAUUUCCAGUGAAGAUUGUUGCGCCAAUUGCUUCCAUUGCUGCUAUUGUUGUCAUGAUGAUCCUUAUUUUUGUGUUCAUGAAGAAAAUGUCAUCAAGGAAUAAGUCUGAACCGUGGAUCAAGACAAAACGAAGAAGGUUUACUUAUUCAGAAGUUUUAGAAAUGACAAAGAACUUGCAACGACCUCUUGGUGAAGGAGGGUUUGGCAUCGUUUAUCAUGGUGACAUAAAUGGUUCAGAGCAAGUAGCUGUGAAACUACUUUCCGAAACAUCAGCACAAGGUUAUAAAGAAUUCAAGGCAGAGGUUGAACUUCUUUUGAGGGUACACCACAUAAACUUGGUUAGUCUUGUCGGGUAUUGCGAUGAACAAGAUCACUUUGCCCUCAUCUACGAGUACAUGUCCAAUGGAGACUUACAUCAACAUCUAUCAGGAAAACACGGUGGCACGGUUUUGAACUGGGGUAUGCGACUACAAAUAGCCAUCGAGGCUGCCUUGGGAUUAGAGUACUUGCAUAUUGGAUGCAAGCCAGCAAUGGUGCACAGAGAUGUCAAAAGUACAAAUAUAUUGUUGGAUGAAGAGUUCAAUGCCAAAAUCGCGGAUUUCGGGCUUUCAAGAUCUUUCCAAGUUGGAAACGACGAUCAAUCUCGAGUUUCAACUGUAGUUGCUGGUACUUUAGGAUACCUUGAUCCAGAAUACUACUUAACAAGUGAGUUGUCCGAGAAGAGUGAUAUCUACAGUUUCGGUAUCUUACUACUAGAAAUUAUCACAAACCAACGAGUGAUAGAUCAAACACGUGAAAGGCCUAACAUAGCGGAAUGGGUGACAUUUGUGAUUAAUAAAGAAGAUACGAGUAAGAUCGUGGACCCUAAACUUCAAGGGAAUUACGAGCCCCGCUCUGUUUGGAGUGCUCUUGAAGUGGCAAUGUCAUGCGCAAAUCCUUCUUCAGCCAAACGACCAAAUAUGUCUCAAGUUAUCAUCAAACUUAAAGAGUGUCUUGAAACCGAAAACGCGAGGACGAGUAGGAUCCAAGACAUGGACUCUCAUCAUAGUUCUUCGGCUGAGCUGAGAGUGACUGUGACCUUUGAUUCCGAUUUGUACCCUAAGCCAAGAUAG